Messenger RNA from Solanum lycopersicum (tomato), 662 nucleotides. Its product is annotated as classical arabinogalactan protein 5. The record is from RefSeq and is a predicted model, not a curated record. Lineage: Eukaryota; Viridiplantae; Streptophyta; Magnoliopsida; Solanales; Solanaceae.
UUCUCCUCUGUUUUUUUUUUAUCAAAAUCAAAAGUAUUCACAACUCAUAUUUUCAUUUCCUCUGUUUGUGCUUCUUCCACUUUUCUCACUCAAAUGGCAUACUCAAAGGUGAUAAUUGCUCUAAUGUUGGCGUUUAUCGCCGGAUCUGCUUUCGCACAGGCACCGGGAGCAGCUCCGGCAGCUUCUCCGAAGAUUUCACCGGCACCGGUAGCAUCACCACCGGUGGCUACUCCUCCGUCAACAACGUCAACAUCACCUAUCUCUGCUCCUGCAAAUGCUCCUACUACUGCAUCUUCUCCAUUGGCAUCUCCUCCGGCUCCACCAACUUCCGAGACUCCGGCGUCGUCUCCUUCCGGUGCUGCUUCUCCUCCGUCUAUUGCCGCCGCUCCCGGAGGUUCUCCUUCUGAAUCUCCUAACUCUGCUUCAUUGAACAGAGUCGCCGUUGCCGGAUCUGCUGUUGUAGCUGUCUUUGCUGCUGCUUUGAUGCUCUAAACCUCUGAUCUAUGAAAUAUUUUGCAUUUUUUUCAUUCGCCGAAAAAUUGAUGAAGUUAGGGUAGUUGAUUUAUUUGUAUUAUAAAAUUGUUAUUGUUGAAUAUAAUUACGGAAUUCUUUGUUUAUUUAUUGGAGAACAUUAUGAAUAUGAUUAUGAUUUCCUCGCUGUA